This is a messenger RNA of Penaeus monodon (black tiger shrimp), 716 nucleotides long. RefSeq names its product nuclear mitotic apparatus protein 1-like. The record is from RefSeq and is a predicted model, not a curated record. The coding region runs from base 43 to 495 and encodes 150 amino acids. NCBI's taxonomy places the organism in Eukaryota, Metazoa, Arthropoda, Malacostraca, Decapoda, Penaeidae. The transcript has 3 exons.
AAGCCACAGAGAGCAUAGGCGUGAGGAGGUAACGAGAAAGAUAUGAGAAGACACUUUCCUGAGACUGUUUUCCCUUGCAGGGACAAACUGGAGGAGCAGCAGGAGAAGGCGAAGACAGAAAUCAAACAGGUAAAGACCGAGUACGAGGACCAACUGCGGGACUCGAACAUAGCCUUCAACACCAAGGAGGACGAGGCAGCCGACCUGAAGAGGGAGAACAGAGCCCUGAUGCUAGAGAUUGGAAGACAAAAAGACGAGAUCAAAGAGCUAAAGGAGCAAGUGAAUCAAGCGCAAUUGCAUCAGCGAAGGUGUGAGAGUGAGGCGAGGGACCAUGAAGCAGAGACGGAAGGUCUCAACGAGCAAAUCACAGAUCUUCAGGAACGCAGUGCAACUUUACAGGUGAGUUGUCGACUGUGUGAUCAAAUACAGACUUCUAGUCAUAUUUCGUUACAUGCAUGUGGAUAUGUUAAUAGAUGCAUGUCUGUAUAUUGUUAAGUUGGUACUGUAUAGACAUAUGUAGCGCGAGUGUAGGUUCGUGUAUUGUAAAUGAACAGAAUAGCCGAAGUGAAAAAAACACGAGAAAACACUCGAGAGCGCAAGGCAGUGGCAGACAGAAAGGGAUAAAUAAAAAGAUUGAGUGAGGGAGGAAGGAAGAGAAAGAUACAGAGAAGGUGAUAGAUAGAAAGAGAUAGAAGCAGAGAGAGAGAGAGAGUGGG